Alosa sapidissima (American shad) is the source of this 2082-nucleotide messenger RNA. It is a transcript of the gene ptdss1a, whose product is annotated as phosphatidylserine synthase 1a. Gene Ontology annotation, biological process: phosphatidylserine biosynthetic process. The coding region runs from base 379 to 1776 and encodes 465 amino acids. Lineage: Eukaryota; Metazoa; Chordata; Actinopteri; Clupeiformes; Clupeidae. The record is from RefSeq and is a predicted model, not a curated record. The transcript is spliced from 13 exons. Gene Ontology annotation, molecular function: L-serine-phosphatidylethanolamine phosphatidyltransferase activity.
UGGGGGACGGGACCAACUGACCGUGUCCUGGGAAAUUACCCUUGAUUGUGAAAUCGUGAGGUAGACUGGCAGCCCAAGUUUGUUUGACCUAUUGGGCUUUCCAUAGUAGCGGACGCCCUUUCCACACACACCAAUCCUAGUCCAGCAAAUUUUCACAUUGAACUGUGCUGCACCCACUCCGUCGUUUGUUAACUCUUUUCAUGCCGGUUAUGAGGACAGGGCUCUGACGCCGUUACCUAAGCCACAGAUGUUUGUUCAUAUCACAUCGCUUUACCUCACAACGGAAGGGAUGAUUUUCGGAUUAGAGAUCAGACAUUAGAUCACCCGAGAGACGCAGCGAGCACCGAGAUAGAGAAGACCCUCUCCCUGCCUGCGACUAUGGAGUCCGCCUACGGAACCCGGACCCUCAAUAAGAAUGAUGUCAACUACAAACAUUUUCGCAUGAUCAAUGAGCAGCAAGUGGAAGACAUUACCAUCGACUUCUUUUAUAGGCCUCACACGAUAACCCUAUUAACAUGUACCGUACUAAGUUUAAUGUACUUUGCCUUUACAAGGGAUGACGGCAAUCAGGAUAAUAACCUGUGGAUUGGCCUCAUCGUGGUCGUGUCGUUUUUCCUGGUCAUCAGCGUCCUUGCCUUCCCCAACGGCCCCUUCACCAGACCCCAUCCGGCAAUAUGGCGCAUCGUCUUUGGGUUGAGUGUCCUGUACUUCCUCUUCCUAGCCUUCAUAAUGUUCCUGAACUGGGGUCAGGUGAAGCAGCUCAUGUUCUGGUUCGACCCAAACCUGCGCUACGCAGCCCGAGAGGCUGACAUCAUGGAGUAUGCGGUGAACUGUCAUGUGAUCACGUGGGAGCGGAUCCUGAGCCACUUCGACAUCUUUGCCUUCAGCCAUUUCUGGGGGUGGGGCAUGAAAGCCCUACUCAUCCGCAGCUACGGCCUCUGUUGGACCAUCAGCAUCACCUGGGAACUCACUGAGCUGUUCUUCAUGCACCUGCUGCCUAACUUUGCGGAGUGCUGGUGGGAUCAGGUGAUUCUGGACAUCCUGCUGUGUAACGGCGGCGGGAUCUGGAUGGGCAUGACUGUGUGUCGCUUCCUGGAGAUGCGCACCUACCACUGGGCCAGCAUCAAGGACAUCCACAGCACUACGGGAAAGAUCAAGCGUGCUGCGCUACAGUUCACCCCCGCUAGCUGGACCUACGUUCGCUGGCUUGACCCCAAGUCCUCCUUCCAGCGUGUCGCGGGGGUCUACCUCUUCAUGAUCAUCUGGCAGCUGACAGAGUUGAACACCUUCUUCCUGAAGCACAUCUUUGUGUUUCCAGCCAAUCAUCCCCUCACAUGCGGACGCAUCCUUUUCAUUGGGGUCAUCACUGCACCGACCGUCCGGCAGUACUACGCCUACCUUACGGACACCCAGUGUAAGAGGGUGGGAACCCAGUGCUGGGUCUUUGGGGCUAUUGCGUUUAUGGAGGCGCUGGCGUGUGUGAAGUUUGGUCAGGAUCUCUUCUCCAAGACUCAGAUCCUCUAUGUCUUCCUCUGGCUUCUCUGUGUGGCGUUCAUCACCUUUGUGUGUUUGUACGCGAUGGUGUGGUAUGCAGAGAACUACGGUCCCCGCCAGAAGAGUUUUUCGGAGUGCGAGGAUAGCGGUUACACAGAAUCUGAUGACUGGCCAUCAGAGAGUUUGAAAGGAGAAUUUGAGGCUGAUGCGUGCUCAGCUUCUGUACGGCAGCGUUCCACCGGUUCUGAGCGGAAUAAGAGUGUUAACGGGGUGGACAAGUAGCGCUGUGGAGAGGGACCGGCGUCGCUAACGGAGAUGGAGAGAACUAGAGGAGAGAAAAAAUGAAUGAAGGAGAGAUGAAGAGACUCUUUGCACAUUUAACCCUUUCCUGACCACACACACUCUCCUGACCACACACACUCUCCUGACCACGAACUGAGUGGACAAACCUGAGUGGACAAACCCACCGUGGAAAAACGGUAUCACCACACACACACACACACACUAUACAUAUAUAUAUGUAUAUUUGGACAAACAUUGUACAGCUGUAGUAACAGUUACUUGCCAACAUGAACUGUAGAGCACAGU